Messenger RNA from Hydatigera taeniaeformis, 1746 nucleotides. Lineage: Eukaryota; Metazoa; Platyhelminthes; Cestoda; Cyclophyllidea; Taeniidae. The record is from the annotation of a GenBank genome assembly.
AUGGGAAAAAAGGCAAAAUCUCGCGUUAAGGGUGCACACUUACGUGUGGCUUGCCUCUGUAGUGAGCUGCUCAGGUUGUGUGAUGCUGACCCUGCUGUAUUGGGAACAAUGGAUUGUUUUAGGAACCUUUAUGAAGUUACUACGAAAAUUCGUGACCUUCAGAAAGGAGACCGAGAAGCGCGGUUUGAAGCCCUUCGAAAGCGCUACAAAGAAUGCUUUCAUUCCCAUUUAUCAAUAUGCGAAUAUGGUGAAACUGGAUUUGGUGUACGAGCAGACGAGUCUAUAGAAAAGAAUAAGUCACUUCUUCAUGUUCCUCUAAAAUAUGCGCUUUCAGUUUCAAAUGUUAGUGCUCCACUUCUGUCUCUGCCAAAUACCUAUUCAACAGUUGCUUACUUCUCUGACACCGACUUCGCGAUCCUCGAUGGUUUUCCUGCUGCUGAUGCCGCACUAAAAACUUAUAGGAAUAUAUGUCGCCAGUACGCGUACUUCUAUCUCCUUUUUGAACGCGCAAAGCCGGUUGAUUCUCUGCCAGCUUAUAUGAAACCGUUUUGUUUUGAAGACUACCAGUGGGCCAUCUCAACUGUAAUGAGCCGUAACAAUGCUUUGCCAAUAAAGGGCGAUGGUGGUGAAAGGGUGCUUUGUCUAAUUCCUUUGUGGGAUAUGGUUAAUCACAAGCAAUGUCAGAUUACAACAGAAUAUGAUCCUACCUCGGAACGCAUCGUGUUCUACGCCAUGGAAUCUUAUCAACAGGGGGAUGAGAUUUUCAUGGAUUACGGCAAAAGAACGAGCACUGAGUUCCUUUUGUACAAUGGAUUUGUUCCGGAAACCAAUCCUUUUCACAAUGUUCCAAUUAAUCUUGGGCUGAGUAAGUUUGACAAACUCAUGCAACUCCGUGCGAAAGUUCUCGGAGAACUGGGUUUAAGAAGUGAAAUAUGCCCAGUCGUCUCUUCUCAGGACGGUGCCUUCCCGUCUUCUCAACUAGCAGCAUUCGCUCGUGUCUUCGUCAUGAAAGAAGCUGAGCUUCAAGUCGCGUUAGAUGAAAUGACCUCUGAGAGUCCCGAUCCCCAUGUCUCCGCCAGGCUCGUAUCGGGGACCUUUUUACAUACUCGAGUAGACGAAGAGGCCAAAAAGUUUAUCGAGGGUCGUAUCAAGCUGCUUAUCCGCAACUAUGAGUUCCGUCUUGAAAAAAGUCUCCAGACGGAACUGCCGGCAGCACGCAACGGACUUACUCAGCGGCCUCUUUUCGGAGGAGCGCUUCAAAUUCUUUUGCCCUCACCUGUGCAAGACGUUAGUACAUUCCGUCAAGUGCCGGACAAUCAGGAAGUUUUCGUCAACCCUUCAAACAACCAGAGCAUUACCAUUGAUAUUCUCGAGGCUGUUUCUCCAUCCGCUCUUCCUGAGGCCGUGAACGUUCAUUUCCAGGAAAUCGUCAACUGCAAUUCUGCUUCCGAUUCAGUUGUGGAUUCCAUUGAAGUUCAACAUAUAUCCAAUGGUCCUCCAGCUGUACUUCUUCGCGGAAAGCAGAAAGUUUCCAAGUUUAAUCGAUUGCAAUCAGAUCUUGUAGGCAUAGCGAUCAUGCUCUACAGAUUCACCGAUUACUCCGCCGAUGUUCUGGUUUGUUUCAACGAUCCCAUUGUAUGUCAAGACCAGAGUGAGGUGCCUCCGUCCGGUCGAUGGUCAGACGAGCAAGUGAACACCUGCCUGCAUUCCCUUGAACUUCUCGAUCCAAACAUCUUCGUUUCCUGA